Molecule: messenger RNA, 1584 nt
Organism: Gadus morhua (Atlantic cod)
Lineage: Eukaryota; Metazoa; Chordata; Actinopteri; Gadiformes; Gadidae
Gene: ctsz
Product: cathepsin Z
Exons: 6
Coding region: 170-1072 (300 amino acids)
Biological process (GO): proteolysis
Molecular function (GO): cysteine-type peptidase activity
Source: RefSeq, a predicted model, not a curated record
GACGUCACGAUCAGGUGACGGCACGUCCCGAAUCCCGAUUGCACGUUUUCAAACCGAGAGGAGGGCAGGCCAGGGCAGCAGCACAUGACCAUUCUCCGACGUGAAGCGAACAACUAAACCCGUCUCCCAACAGCUCCGUUAGGUUAGGACACUGAUCUGUUCCGGUGUGAUGGCGACCCCCCUCUGGGUGUUGGUGGUGCUCGUGUCUGGGGCGGCUGCGGGACUCUUCUUCAACGGGGACCAGCCCUGCUACCGGCCCCGUCCCCGGGGGAACGGCUUCGGACUGAGGACCUCACCUCGUCCUCACGAACUGAUGAACCUCUCCGACCUUCCCAAAUCAUGGGACUGGAGAAACGUUAACGGCACCAACUUUGUGAGCACAACCCGGAAUCAGCACAUUCCUCAGUACUGCGGCUCCUGCUGGGCUCACGGCAGCACCAGCGCCAUGGCAGACCGUAUAAACAUAAAGAGGAAGGGGGCGUGGCCGUCGGCCUACCUGUCCGUUCAGAACGUGGUGGACUGCGGGGGGGCCGGGUCCUGCCACGGUGGGGACCACUCGGGGGUCUGGGAGUACGCCAACACCAACGGCAUCCCCGACGAGACCUGCAACAACUACCAGGCCAAGGACCAGAAGUGCAAACCCUUCAACCAGUGCGGCACGUGCACCACCUUCGGGAAGUGCAACAUCAUCAAGAACUACACCCUGUGGAAGGUGGGCGACUACGGCGCCGUCAGCGGCCGCGAGAAGAUGAUGGCCGAGUUGUACGCCGGAGGGCCAAUCAGCUGUGGCAUCAUGGCCACGGAUGAGCUGGACGCCUACACCGGCGGCAUCUACUCGCAGUACGUGGAGGAGCCCUCCAUCAACCACAUCGUGUCGGUGGCCGGCUGGGGCGUGGAGAACGGCGUGGAGUUCUGGAUCGUACGCAACUCCUGGGGAGAGCCCUGGGGAGAGCAGGGCUGGCUGAGGAUCGUCACCAGCGCCUACAAAGGAGGAAGUGGAAGCAAGUUCAACCUGGCGCUGGAGGAGGACUGCAUGUACGGCGAUCCAAUCCUGCCCAAGAACCACCGCUAGAGGAGGAGCGCCUGCUUCAGUUAGCACCGCCACAAACUCUCUGGGGAAGCCGGGUCGUGGUCGAUUUUGCAAAAAAAAAAGGGAAUAUCAUGAUGAUUGCUUUUAUUUUAUUUUUUACUAUAGUGAUUUUGAAAAUGUCAACUUUUUACUUUUCUGUCGCCUUUAGCCAGAUAUGCUGUGGAAACGACAUGUUUACUGCCGCACACGCUGAUGUGCAUAAGUAGUUGAUGAACUAGAAGACUACUAGCCUAAACUUCAAUCAGUUUUGAGCUGAUGCUAGGGCUACCAAAGAUCAUUUCACCAUCUGCGCCUGAUGCAGUGUUAAUAACAGAAUGAGGUGUGUUGACCUGCUGUACUUGUGUCACUAGUGUGCACAUUCGAUCAAAUUGUAAGAGUUUGUCAUGUUCCAUUGAACUACACUGUGAUUUGCCUUUCUUCCUGCAAUGCGAGUCAAUUUAAGAUUGGCCUUUUGGAAAGAAAAAUAUUAUAUAUAUUAAAUCAAGUGGCUGUAA